Molecule: messenger RNA, 3551 nt
Organism: Ceratitis capitata (Mediterranean fruit fly)
Lineage: Eukaryota; Metazoa; Arthropoda; Insecta; Diptera; Tephritidae
Exons: 5
Coding region: 964-2772 (602 amino acids)
Biological process (GO): transmembrane transport; monocarboxylic acid transport
Molecular function (GO): monocarboxylic acid transmembrane transporter activity
Source: RefSeq, a predicted model, not a curated record
GUUAAUUUCCAUUUUAGUUCGGUUGAGUUCAGUUCAGUUCAGUACGACUUUAAACGUUGUCGUAACUUCGCGUCGUUCUUGUGUUGUUCAAACGUUGCCGAAAAAAUAAAUAAAGGAUGAAUUUUAAAUAAUUUAAAAGAAAAUAAAGAGAAAAUUUUAGAAUUUGGGGAGAAUAUGUACAUGCAUAUGUACAUACAAAUGUAUAUCGUGAUUUUAUAGUUCAACACUCAUCUACUUUAUACAAAUGCCGACGACUAAUUAAUAGAAAUUUAAGCCAAAGUCCAAUGGGAAAAAUGUCAACAACAAUACUUAAACCCCUCUGAUGCAAGCACAUGCAUAUGCACUUAUUCCUAUACAUGCCUAUAUACGAGUAUGUACAUAUAUAUUUUAAUUUAGUAAAAUUAUGCCACCUAGUGCCGCCAAAAACAACAUAAUCCCACCUCGACCAAAAAAAAGUGCCCAAAUAUAUAUCAACAACGCAAAAUAAUUCCUAUCGUCGAAACGAUUUGCCGCGUCAGUAAAACAAAAAACAAAAAAAUUAGUAACAAAAGAAUAUUGAAUUUCAAAAGAACAACGUCGCACAAAAGCCGUAACGUCGCGUAAACAAUAUGCGCGGAUAAAAAGGUGAAAAAAGGAAAACAACAAAUUUAGUUAAAGCAGAAACACACCCACCGAUAAAAACCAACAACAGCAACCCGUCUAGUGCCAAACAAAAUCAGAAAAUCGAAAACAUAGCAAAACAAACUAAGCUGAUAACAAGAACAAAAUUAGAUUCUGAAAAUAACAGAAGUUCAUUCAACAUCAACAUAUCCACACCCGACCAACCAACCAACAAACCACAAACCAACUAAACAAUACCAAAUAAUAUAUCACACACACACAUAGUGUUAAAAAUAAGUAAAAAAGAGAAAAUUAAAAAUAAAUAAAUAAAAACUCAGUGAAUCCAGCUAUUCAACGUUAAGUAUGAAGCACACACGUAAAGUUGCUCCCGAUGGCGGUUGGGGUUGGGUGGCCUGCUUCGGCGUCAGUUUAGUAAAUCUGGCCACUCGCUCAAUUGAACCCUCAUUUGGCCUGCUCUUUGGCGACUUACUACGCGAUCUCAAUGUCGGCACCACCGGCGCUGCAAUUAUCAUGAGCACACUCGAUGUGUGCAUGAACUUCUCAGGCCUCUUCGUCGGUCCUCUGCUGAAGGAGUUUUCCUACCGCAAAGUAGCUGUCGCCGGUUCACUACUCUGUGGCCUUGGCUUGGCAGCCACAUCACCCGCCUCCAGUAUGCCACAUAUACUCGCCACGUAUAGUGUGAUUAAUGGCAUCGGUGUCGGUCUAUCUACCUCUGCGGCCUUUGUGGCGCUCAAUCAUUACUUCAAGAAUAAACGUGGUCAAGCUGUUGGUCUUUCGAUGGCUGGCACUGCGCUGGGUAUGCUUAUUAUGCCACAGCUCGUGCGUAUGCUGCUCGAAGCGUUUGGUUUCCGUGGCGCUGUACUGAUGUUGGCUGGCGUUGCACUUAACUCCACAGUCGGUGCGGUACUCCUGCAGCCAGCAAAGUGGCAUAUGAAGGAGGAGGUGAUUGAUGAGGAGCUGAUGACAGUGCCGGUAUCGCCACCCACACCAGAUACGAAGAUCAUACGCGAAGAUGCUGGCGAGGAAGACGCCUUGCCCGAAUUGAAUACACUACUCUUUCCCAAUAAGCAAUAUAUGCGUAAGAAUUACUCGGAAAUGGCAAUGAAUACAAUGAAUGGUACACGCAUGGGCAUGCCCAAACGUCCCACAUUCCCGCGCAUCAUGUCACUCGCUGGCGUACAAUCGGCGGUGAAUACCAGCAACUCAAGCACCGAUGUAAAUAUGUCGUUGCGCAACCGCAAACAUUCGGUCACGUCAAAUCUAUCCUAUAUGGACUUCACCGGUUCCAUACUUCAAGUGCACAUGAACACCGGUGACGAAGAGUUUGAACGUAAUGAUCGGGAGUUGAAGCGCGUCAACACAGCGGCGAGUGGCAUGGCGAAUGCCCAUCGUGAUUCGUUUAUUAAAAUGCGCCCAACAGAGACUGAGAAAAAUGAGGAAUCACCGGAGAAGGAGGCAGAGAAGAAGCCUGGUUUUUGGCGUCGCUUUGCAGAUCUCAUGGAUGUUGAUUUGCUGCGUGAUAAAAUCUUUUUAAAUAUCCUAUUCGGUCUGUCGAUCUUCUAUGUCGGCGAGAUGAACUUUAAAAUGGUUACGCCAUUCUUCUUCGCCAAUCUCGGUUAUAAUAAAACAGAUGUGGCCUUCUGUCUAUCGAUAACAGCGAUCACAGAUAUUGCGGCUCGUAUAAUACUCCCGCCCAUAUUCGAUCGGACAACAAUCAAGAAGCGCACGGUGUUUUUGGUUUCCAUCAUCUUUGUGGGCAUCACGCGAUCAAUUAUGGCCGAACAAACCGAAUGGACACAACUAAUGGUUUGGCUCUCGAUAUGCGGCUUCUUCCGCGGCUCGGCGCUAGCGAACUUCACACUAACCGUUUCCGAGUAUUGUUCGUUGGAGAAAUUACCUUCAGCCUUCGGUUGGCAUUUAGUGGGUAAAGCUGUUUUUGUUAUUUGUCUGGGUCCAUUGAUCGGUCUAAUUCGUGACGUCACCACCAGCUACCCCAUCUGUAUACACGCACAAACAGUCUGCAUAUUCCUCUGUGUCAUCGCAUGGUCAGCAGAAUACUUGAUCACAUAUUUGAGAGAGAAGAAAGAGGCAAAAGCGAUCGAUGGUGGUAUUAAUGCAACAAUUGGACCAGAGACUAAUGUCAAACACUAACACGUGCUUAAUUUAGUAGUGCAAGGAUAUUUUUGUAAGGAAGUUUUAGUGAAACUAACACUAUGAUAGAUACACACACACACACACUCACACACAUAUACACACAUAGAGAUAAAUACCAGAAAUUGUUGAAGUGACGUGAAAAUACUUACAUUUGUAUUUAUGUACAUACAUACAUAUAUAAAAUUUAUGUACUUAUGAUAUAUAAAAAGAAAAUAUGUAAAAAAGCAGCAAUGUGUGUACAAUACAUACAUAUUAUAUAUUAAUAAAUUAAAUACACAGUUAAAUUGUGUGUGUAUCCGUGCUUAAUUAGAAAUUAUGUAAAAAACGGGAAUUAAAAGCUGUAUAAAUAUUUAUACAUAUACAUACAUAUAUACUUAUAUCCAUGUAUGCGAAAUAUGGAUUUCCAUUGUGAUAGUUCAAAUUAUGCUUAUAGAAUGUAAGACUAGAAAUACAUAUAUUUAUACAUAUGUAUAUACAUACAUUUUGUAUAUAUGCGUGGUAUGCGUUUAACGGUGUUACACUAAAAUCGUACUCUUUUUUUAUACAAGCCUCUAGCAAAUGUAUGUACAUACGAGUACAUACAAACAUAUGUACAUAUGUAUGUAUUUAUAUUAAAAUAAAAUUAUUCAGAAAAGUGUAAUGUUUAAAAAUUAGUAAAAAAAAAAAUAAACAAAUUUUGAGCUUUGAAAAUGUAUGAUGAGUUGAAGAAAAAGAGAAAGAAGAAGAAGCAAAAAGUAGAAAUAUUAAAAGUGCAAGUAUUAAUUAUUUUUUGAGCA